AUGAAAUUCUCCUGACGUAGCUCCUGUAUUUCCCCGUAUAAAAUAAAAACUAGAAAUCCACAUACAAUCCAAUUCUGCCCGGAAAACAUCAGCAUAAAACAUCUUCGCAAGAGAAAUUAAAAAAAAUAAAAUCAAGGCGCGAUCUCCAACGAACGGAAAUAUCAUCAGAAUAUUCGCAAGAGAAUAGGCUCCACCUCAUGAAACUGCAGAAUGCGAAAGUAUCAACUGGAUCUCGCUCUCCGUCGAUUGGCGGCAAUCUCAAUUUCAAAAUACCUGUGGAAGCAUUCGCACUUGAAAGAUCUCUUGAAGUCCCAUAUAGACGAGGAUACAAGCCCCGAGGAUCUGAUGCCCGCGGCUAUAACCAGUUUGAUAGAUCAUCUUAACGUCCCUGAACCGGUCAAGGAAGAACUCAUGUUUGCAGUGGGAACUAUGGGAUCGCAGAUAUGGUUUAAUGUAUCUGAAGAUUUUCAAUGGGUGUAUUGCGGUGUUCCUGCAGACGACUCAGGGUCCUCAUCGAAGCCCAGCGAUUUUGUGGACCACGUCCGCUGGACUAACCACGGAUGUAUCGAUCGAUCCAAAACAAUGAGAUCACUCUACUUCUCCGGAAUUCUCCCACGAAAUCACGUUACGUGGGUGGAGCUCUGUGUCCACUGCCUCGAAGACUGCGUGCAAGAUCUCUGGCUCAAAAUAUCGAACGUGGAUCAAUUCCAAAAUUGGAGGAAUCAGGCGCUCUUCACCGAAUUGGCGUACGAUGCACUUUCCUCCGCUUACUGGAGCGGACGUGUGCAGAAUAAUCGGGAAAUUGUGAUCGAUAUGUUCGAAACAAUAACAGAUCACUUUUAUGAGCGCAGCUAUUCGGUGGAGGAGAAUAUGUUCGUAAAUUCGUUCCUCCGGAAGAAGUAUUCGGCGGUUAAAUUUUUUUGGGAUUUGUUGAGUGAGGAUCAGAGGAUGAGAAUGAUCGUUGGAAUAUGCGAGAGAAUUUCGUCUGGUGAUCCUGAGACGAAACGGUUCAAGGAUUUGUUUUUCAUGAGGGACGGAAUGAGCGGUGACUUACUCAUGUCUUUUCUGCAACAAUUAUCGGAUUAUGGUCUUGACGAUGUGAGGAUUAAACUAUUGGGCUCUGAGUUCGUGCUCAAACAACUGUUGGACUGGCCUUAUCACGAAUUGUUCAUGGAGCUGCUCAGAGAAUCGUGGGUUCACCACGAUUCCCUCGAUUACAGUCCGAUAAUUUCGUGGAUUUUUAGGAAUGUUUGCGAUCAGCAGCAGUUUCUCCCUCGGGAUGUCAAGUAUCACAGGAUUUUUUAUGAACUCUGGAAGAUAAACCCGAGGAAUUUGAAGGAUUCUGUUGAUUAUCAUGAUGAUUUUAAUCUGCUGUGGGGGUUGAGAGAGGUCGGGGUAAUUAAUCACAUCCUGAAGGAUGAGGAAUUGAGGGGAAGGAGGAAGGAGUUUCUAAAUAGAAUCGCGGAGAUUCAUGGUCGUGGAAGCACUGAUGUGGAUUUUCUGGAAGAAUUUAUGGCGCUAGUUAUUAGCUCGAAGGAAGAGCGAGAGUGGUUCAGGGGGCAAAUCGAAUUGGUCGCAAAAGCGCAGAACUAG
Messenger RNA from Diachasma alloeum, 1593 nucleotides. RefSeq lists its product as uncharacterized. The coding region runs from base 211 to 1593 and encodes 460 amino acids. The transcript is spliced from 3 exons. NCBI's taxonomy places the organism in Eukaryota, Metazoa, Arthropoda, Insecta, Hymenoptera, Braconidae. The record is from RefSeq and is a predicted model, not a curated record.